Gracilinanus agilis (Agile Gracile Mouse Opossum) is the source of this 1277-nucleotide messenger RNA. It is a transcript of the gene AGA, whose product is annotated as aspartylglucosaminidase. Gene Ontology annotation, molecular function: N4-(beta-N-acetylglucosaminyl)-L-asparaginase activity. Gene Ontology annotation, cellular component: lysosome. The transcript is spliced from 9 exons. Gene Ontology annotation, biological process: protein deglycosylation. NCBI's taxonomy places the organism in Eukaryota, Metazoa, Chordata, Mammalia, Didelphimorphia, Didelphidae. The coding region runs from base 53 to 1123 and encodes 356 amino acids. The record is from RefSeq and is a predicted model, not a curated record.
GCUGGUGCGCAGAUGCUUAAACUUUCGUUGGAACUCGAGGAAAAGGAACGCUAUGAAUUUGGAGUCAGGUCUCUGGUUUCUGCAGCCCCCGGGGUCGCCGCCGCCACUGCCAGUGCUCCUGCUCCUGCUGCUGGCAGGGCACAGCUUGGGCAGAUCUGACCCGCUUCCCCUCGUCAUCAACACUUGGCCUUUUAGGGGUGCAACUGUAGCAGCAUGGCAAGAACUACAGGCUGGAGGUUCUGAAUUAGAUGCAGUUGAAAAGGGGUGUUCUUGGUGUGAGAGCAAUCAGUGUGAUGGCAGCGUAGGCUUUGGUGGGAGUCCUGAUGAAUUUGGAGAAACGACAUUGGAUUCCAUGAUUAUGGAUGGCACCACCAUGAAAGUAGGGGCAGUAGCAGAUCUCAGACGAAUUAAAAAUGCUAUCGGCGUGGCGAGAAAAGUAUUGGAGCAUACGAAGCACACACUUUUAGUGGGAGAAUCAGCCACCCAGUUUGCUGAAAAUAUGGGGUUUUCAAAUGAGGAAUUAUCUACCAACACUUCUCGUUUUCUCUAUUUGGAGUGGCUGAGCCAUAAAUGUCAGCCAAAUUUCUGGAAGAAUGUUAUACCAGAUGCAUCAAAAUUCUGUGGACCGUAUAAACCAACUAGAGUCCUUGAAGAGCAACUUCACACCUCUGAGAAAAUAAAUAUUCACAGUCAUGAUACGAUUGGCAUGGUUGUAAUCGGUAAGACAGGACAUAUUGCUGCCGGCACAUCUACAAAUGGUGCAAAGUUCAAAAUUCCUGGUCGUGUAGGGGAUUCUCCAAUAGCAGGAGCUGGCUCUUAUGCUGAUAGCACUGCUGGAGGGGCCGCUGCCACUGGAGAUGGUGACAUCAUGAUGCGCUUUUUACCCAGCUACCAAGCAGUAGAAUAUAUGAGGAAUGGAGUUGAUCCAACUCUAGCUUGCCAGAAAGUUAUUUCCAGAAUCCAGAAAUAUUUUCCUGAUUUCUUUGGGGCUGUUAUAUGUGCCAAUAUAACGGGAAGUUAUGGGGCCGCCUGCAACAAACUUCCAGGAUUUUCUCAGUUUCGUUUCAUGAUUUAUCAUCCCCUGCAAAGUCAGCCAAUUGAAGAAAAAGUAGACUGCAUUUAAUUCUUCUUUUCUGUCAACAUCUAUAUUUAAAAGAUGAAGGAAGAAACAAAGGCUGUAAAGGUUCACUAGCUGCCAUUUUUGAACAUGUUCCCGCAGUAGACCGUAUUCCUUUGUGUCAAUACGAGCGUCAGAGUAAAUUUGUGCUGACACGGCA